Molecule: messenger RNA, 2322 nt
Organism: Blepharisma stoltei
Lineage: Eukaryota; Ciliophora; Heterotrichea; Heterotrichida; Blepharismidae
Source: the annotation of a GenBank genome assembly
AUGCAACAAACCCACAUUGUUUUGCAAUUAAAUAUUUGUAAAAUGGAAGCUAAAAAGCUUAAAUCUCCCACUUCAAAUUUAGAUAUCCAUGUGUCUAGUACCCUUUUGGUCCCAGCCACAAAUAUAUACUGUGAAGCAAAAAUUCAAACCUGCCCCAAACAAACUUGGUCUCCUCUAGGAGAGACUGAAGUAAUCUACGACUCCCAAAGUCUCCAAUGAAUAACCCCUAUAAAAGCAAUUUACAAGUUUCAGGCUCUUCAAUACAUUCGUUUUAAUAUUUUUCAAAAAGACAAUGAAAAUGACAAGAGGCAUAUUGGGCUUGCAACAGUGACCUUGGCAAAACUUGUCGGUUCUCCUCAGUUGGAAUUUGAGCUUAAAAGCUUAGAAACUAACGAAGUUGUGGGAUCAAUUUCUUUAUAUGCUGAAGAAGAAAUUUCAUGUAAAGAAAAGGUUUUGCUAACUUUAAGAGGAGCUCAUUUAGACGAUUUGGACACUUUUAGUAAAAGUGACCCAUUUUUAAAAAUUUAUAGAGAACACAGCGGAGAUUGGAUUUUAAUUCAUACGACUGAAGUUAUUGAUGACUGUCUAGAUCCUCAAUGGAACCCUAUUAUGCUUGAAAUGAAUGAAUUAUGCAGAGGGGAUUUAGAGACCAUGAUAAAAUUCGAAUGUUUUGAUUUUGAUAGCGAAACAGAUUUCGAACUGAUAGGAGUUGGGACUUGUAAAGCUGGACAAUUAUUAGAAAAAGGGUUUAAUUUUCCACUUAUAAAUCAUGAGAAACAAAGAAAAAAUAAAAAAUAUAGAGAUUCUGGCGAAGUAUUUGUGGAAGAUGUCACUGUCACUCAAGCUGACACUUUUAUCGAUUAUAUCCGAGCCGGAAUGAAUUUAAACUUGACUUUUGCUAUAGAUUUUACUGCAUCCAAUCUUUUACCCUCUAAUAAUAACAGUUUACAUUAUAUCAACCCAGAUCCAAACUAUAAAAAUGAAUACCAAAAUGCAAUAGAACUAAUUGGAAAAUGCUUUACUCCCCUCUCUCUGUGAGUGAACAAAACCAUUAGAAAAAUCGCUAUUUUUUGCCCAAAAGCCCACCCUCCUGAGUGAACAAAAAUUUUUUUAAUUGAAAAAUUUUUUUUAUGGAAAAAAAAUUUGAUAUAUAAGUAAUAAUAAUAAUGAAAUCUAGAGCAAAUUCUGUUUAAUUUUAAACGAAUUGCUUUUUAAAAAAUGAAUUUUAUAAAUUAAAUUAAUAUUUGCUUUCCAAUUUUUGUGAAUUAGGAUUUUUUUUAAAUUUAGAAAAAAAAAUAUUUUUUUAUAAAAUUUAUAUAUAAAUUUUUUUAAAAAAAAAAAAAAUAACCCCCCUCCGUGAGUAAAAAAAAAAUUUUUUUGUUCACUCACGGAGGGGGUGGGGAGUUAAAAGAAUAUGACAGCGAUAAUAAAUUAGCAGCAUUUGGGUUUGGAGGAAUACCAUCAUGGAUAGGAAUUACGAGUCACUGCUUUCCGCUUAAUGAAAAUGAGGCAAAUCCAUAUGUUGAAGGAUAUGAAGGCAUUCUGGAAGCCUAUAAGCAGAGUUUAAGCAAAAUCACAUUGGAUGGGCCUACAGUAUUUAAUGAGGUUUUGCAGUCUGAGUUUAAAAUAAUCAAUGAGUCUGAUGCAAAGACUUAUCAUAUUCUAGUGAUUAUUACUGAUGGAGACUAUUCGGAUAUCAGGGAAACAACGAGAAGCAUUGUAGAGGCAAGUGAAAAGCCAUUGAGCAUUAUUAUAGUUGGUGUUGGAUGGGACUUUUUUGACAAACUUGUAGCGUUAGACUCUGAUAGUGCUUUACUGAAAGAUGACAGAGGAAGAAAAGCUGUAAGAGAUAUUGUGCAGUUUGUUCAAUAUAGACAAUACAAAAAUGAGCCUGAGCUGCUGGCGAAAGAAGUGUUAAAAGAAAUUCCUAAAUCUCCCUCCAUUAGAGAAGCAAACCAUUAAAAAAAUCCUUAUUUUUUUCCAAAGCCACCCUCAGUGUGAGCCAACAAAAAAUUACUUUAAUAUAAAGAUUUUUUAUGGAAAAAAAUUAAAUAUAAGUAACAUAUAGUAAUGAAAUAUCUAGCUAAUUCUAUUUAAUUUUAAACAGCUUACAUUUUAAAACAUAAAUAUUGCAAAUGAAAUUAAUUUUUUUGUUCUCUAUUUUAAACAAUGGAAUUUUUUUAAUUUCUAAAAAAAAAUUAACCCCUCACUCUAUGAGUGAACAAAAUUAUUUUGUUCGCUAACAGAGGUAGGAGUAAGCAAAUAAUGAAAUAUAUGAAGCAGCAUGGGGUUCAGCCCAGCAAUCUCACAUCUAUCGUAUAG